CAGCACGCAGCGUCACUACGUCACCGGCCAACAUGGCGGCGCCGCUGCCUGGCAGAUGCGGGUUCUUCGUGGAGAAGAAGAAACGUUUCUGUAAAAUGAUCGUCGCGAGAGGAAAAGUGUUCUGCGGAGAGCACGCGACCCAGGAGGAAGGAGGCAGCAGCAGGAGGAUCGUGUGUCCUCUGGACCCCAAACACACUGUGAGUGAAGACAAGCUGGACAAACAUCUGAAGAAAUGUAACUCCAGAGAGAAGCCGAAGCCGGUUUACUAUGUGGAGAACAUCAACUCUGGACCAGCUGAUGGAGACGAGACCCUCCCUGAGGUGAGUCUGUGUGAGCGUAGCCAGUCAGAGCUUCAGUCUCUGUUGGACAAACUGAAGAUGGCCGUCUCAGGUCUGCAGUGGGAGGUGGAGGACGGCGUUCUGUCUCAUCCCGUCCUCCAGGAGGAACUCAACAACCCAAAGAACGGAGACUCCGCCCACAAACACCUCAGGCAGCAGUCGUCCAUCUUAGGUCACCUGGAGGCGCUGGGGCUGCUGGGAAGGGGGCGGUGCUUCGUGGAGUUUGGAGCCGGGCGAGGGAAACUGUCUCACUGGAUCCACGAAGCCCUGAAGAGCCCGGAGACCCAGGAGACCCGAGAGACCCAGGAGGAUCUGCAGAUUCUGCUGGUGGAGCGCUGCAGCACUCGCUUCAAGGUGGACGGGAAACAUCAGGACGCUGGAGUUGAGUUUGAGAGGCUGCAGGUCGACAUUCAACAUCUGGAUCUGAGUAAGGUGCCGCUGCUCCGUCAGAAGAAGCUCCCGCUGGUCGGAGUCGGGAAACACCUGUGUGGAGCAGCAACAGAUCUGGCUCUACGCUGUCUGAUGGAGACUCCUGGACCCACAGAGCAGAUAGAACCGCCCCCCAAACGCCUCAGAACCUCAGAACCAGACGCUGGUCCCGGUGUGGCGGGCCCAGACAUUCUGGCCGGUCCCGGCCCGGUUCUGGGCGUGGCGGUGGCGCUGUGCUGCCACCACCGCUGCGAGUGGCGCCACUACGUGGGCCGGAGGUUCUUCCUGCAGCGAGGACUCGGAGCCAGAGAGUUCUCGGCCUUCUGCCGCAUGUCCAGCUGGGCCACCUGUGGACUCAGACCGGCCAAUCAGGACGCUCCCCCUCAGGAUCAGGAGCCCACCAAUCAGAGAGGAGAAGAAGAGCAUGAACCAGCAGAGGAGGCGGACGCUGUGAGCGGGUUUCUGACGGCGGCCGUGCGCGAGCAUGUGGGCCGGCUCUGUAAACAGCUGAUCGACAGUGGCCGGCUGGACUUCCUGGAGACACACGGCUUCACCAGCAAACUGACUCGCUACGCCAGCAGUCAGCUGACUCUGGAGAACGUCCUGCUGACUGCUGUCCCACAGGCCCCGCCUCCAUCCUGACAGACAGACAGGCAGGGAGACAGACAGACAGACACUUUCUGUCUUCUGAGAUUAAAGACCAAACAGGAAACAGACUCAACCUGAGUUUGUACAAAAGCGUUUUUAUUUGAAGUUAAAUUAAAUUGUGUUGAGACGUUAAAGAGUUUUAACUUCUGCAGAAAUGAAAUGACUCAAAGACAUGACCUCAUAACGUUCAUAAACAGAUUUCAGAUGGAGAAACAUGAAUGAAUGAAUGAAUGAAUGAAGAGUCUUCUCCAGCAGAAGAAAAGCAGAGGGACAGAUAGUAGUUUGCUGAGUCAUCAUUUGGUUCUGAAAGGACUACAAACUCCAGAAGCACUACAGACUGAGACAGGAAACCCAGAGACUCAGCCUGACUUUGUACAGAAGGUUUUUUAUUUGGAGUUAAAGUGAACGUGUGUUGACAUGUUUUUCAUUAAAGUGUUUCUACAUGUUCA
Messenger RNA from Sander lucioperca (pikeperch), 1864 nucleotides. It is a transcript of the gene trmt13, whose product is annotated as tRNA methyltransferase 13 homolog. Bases 33 to 1409 code for a protein of 458 amino acids. NCBI's taxonomy places the organism in Eukaryota, Metazoa, Chordata, Actinopteri, Perciformes, Percidae. The transcript is spliced from 12 exons. The record is from RefSeq and is a predicted model, not a curated record. Gene Ontology annotation, biological process: tRNA methylation.